Molecule: messenger RNA, 6811 nt
Organism: Lineus longissimus
Lineage: Eukaryota; Metazoa; Nemertea; Pilidiophora; Heteronemertea; Lineidae
Product: voltage-gated potassium channel subunit beta-2-like
Exons: 17
Coding region: 800-1990 (396 amino acids)
Biological process (GO): potassium ion transport; regulation of potassium ion transmembrane transport; transmembrane transport
Cellular component (GO): cytoplasm; membrane; voltage-gated potassium channel complex
Molecular function (GO): potassium channel regulator activity; voltage-gated potassium channel activity; transmembrane transporter binding
Source: RefSeq, a predicted model, not a curated record
GAGGGCAGCGCUACUGUGCGUCUGUUUCUUCUUCUAGUGGUUGUAACCUUGUUGUAUUCUUUAGAACGACCUCUGGAUGUAGCGGGGGUUAAGUGAUGCUGACACGUUGCAAAAGAAAGUCACGCAAUAUUCCCCGCCAUCGACUAUUGGAAAAGAGAUACGAUUGGAUAAUGUACUGUUAGCUGACUGUACAUAGAUUAUGCACGUGGGUCUACCCUGCCGUAGCUAUUAAUACAAGCGUGGAGGAACGAACUUGCAAUUGAUCGUCAGAAUCACAGGAUGUCAAGACUGCAGAGUGGAACAUACUGUGGUAUGACUGGAAGGUAUCGCUUUUGAACAUGAGCUCGUCUUAUGCUGAGACUUUAUGCGGCAUCGAUAACGGCGGAAAUUGAUUAUCAGGAAAAGUCUUCCAUUACAUCGGCUACUGGUAUAGUCGUGCUGAAGCUUUGUCGCCAACUGAUAUCCAAUAUUUUUAUGUACACUGCAUCGCAGAAUAGCCUGCAGUUUCAUUUGCAGAGAGUUCGUGUAUCACCAAUAGAGACAGAUGCAUAUUGGAUUAUGAGGAAUUCGCCUUCGGCGCUCAGUGUUGCUUUCGUUGAAUUGAACUGCUUCUAUUUCGAAAAAAUGAAGGAUAUCUGACAAUUCUUCAAAUGUGGAUAAAUGACUUGAGAUUUGGAGUUUGUGUCUCAUGUUCUAGAAAAAGGCUUGAAGAUACAUUUUCAUAUUUAUCUGUUCUGCGUAAACCGUCAAGCUGUCGCAGGUGACUUUUGAUUGCGAUUUGCCCGCGCCGAAUUCUCCAAUGAGUUCACAAAUGGACGCGGACGAGGGGUGUAACCCGAAACCCUCAACAGAGGUUACGGGUACCCCCUUAAAGUUGAAACCAAGGGUGCUGUAUAAGGAUAUACCACCAGGCCAGGGACCAUUGCUCAACAAGAAACAUUACAGGAAUUUAGGCAAGUCCGGUCUCCGGGUCUCAAGUAUUGGCUUGGGCACCUGGGUGACGUUUGGGGCACAAGUCACAGAUGAGAUGGCAGAGGAGAUGGUGACGUUGGCAUACGAGAGUGGCAUCAACGUAUUCGACACAGCAGAAGUCUAUGCAGCUGGGAAGGCAGAAAUCGUAUUGGGCAAAAUCUUGAAGAAAAAGUGUUGGAGGAGAUCCAGCUUCAUCAUAUGCACCAAGAUAUUCUGGGGUGGAAAAGCUGAGACAGAAAAAGGCCUCUCCAGAAAACAUAUUAUAGAAGGAUUGAAGAGCUCCUUGGAACGACUCCAGCUUGAUUAUGUAGAUAUUGUUUUCGCAAAUAAGCCAGACCCACACACUCCAACUGAAGCGGAAAAGUCCCCACUGGCCACUCUUGAGAUUGUCCGAGCCUUCACCCACGUGAUCAACCAGGGUUGGGCAAUGUACUGGGGUACCUCAAGAUGGAGUCCUAUGGAAAUCAUGGAGGCUUAUUCUGUGGCGCGUCAGUUCAAUUUGAUACCACCAGUGGCAGAACAGGCUGAGUAUCAUCUAUUCCAAAGAGAAAAGGUCGAGAUUCAAAUGCCUGAAUUGUACAAUAAAAUAGGUAUAGGCACUAUGACAUGGUCUCCACUAGCCUGUGGCAUACUGACUGGAAAAUAUGAUGAUGGCGUACCAAUAUACUCAAGGGCGGCCCUCAAGGGAUACAGCUGGCUAAAGGACAAGAUACUCGGAGAAGAGGGAAGACGACAACAAGCAAAAUUACGAGAGGUUGCAAAUAUCGCAGAUCGUCUUGGUUGUUCUCUUAGUCAGCUUGCUAUUGCAUGGUGCCUGAAGAAUGAUAACGUUCACUGUGUCCUACUGGGGGCUGCUUCAGUCGACCAGUUGUAUGAAAAUAUGCAGGCAUUACAGUUGGUCCCUAAGCUUGUCCCUAAAAUAAUGAAGGAGCUGGAUAAACUGCUCGCAAACAAACCAGUUCGGCCACCGCCGCCGAAAGUCUGCCGCUGCUACCAGGCCUGUAUGUCCCAAAGUUGACCCCAUCCCUAGUAAACGAGCUGGACAAGUUAUUAGGAAACAAACCUGUCAUACGAAAAGAACCGGUCAGGUGACUAGCACCGGAGCCACCUGCAAAUGUCUACGGAAAUUCUCGUCCUCCACCCCAGACGCAGAAUAACCAGCCCUGCAUGAUACAGUAGUGUGUGAAGUCACCACAAGAUGGCACUACCUAUCCAUCUACUCGUAUCAAGGAAACUGGAACCGAGACGUUUGCUUGUUGGCCCCGUGAACCAGAGAUCAUCAUAAUUAUGUAAUUGCUCAUUAUGGACUGGCAUCCACUGUUGUAAACUAUUAUGUCUGAGGUCAAGGUUGGAGAGGGUGUACCUCUUUUAACCAGAACAUGAGAUUUAGUAUAGUCUUGGUCACUUUAAGUUUAACUGUAUGUGUCAUCCAUGCAGGCAUCUGUGCUUUAACCUGCUCACAAGAAACGUACACACUGUAUGCAUACUGUGGUGCUUGUGAUGUCGCACAGUCUUGCUCAUAAGAAAUUUAACACAUGAUUAACACCAGUUAACAUAUGUGCAUGAAAUGCACAAUCUUGCUCGCAAACAGUUAAAGAUAGCAAGGAGCAUUUUGAAAAAGAGCAUUCUCAAAAUGCAGCAUUCAGCCAAUCUUAAGGUGACCAAGAUAGUUUAAUAUUUCUUUUGUAAAAUGGCUACAUGAAUCUUGAUUUGAAUUCACAUUGUAAUAGAAUGAUAGAAGUUGAAAAUCUUAGCAAUUUUCUGUUAGCCUUUUGUCAUGACCUUGACUUUUGACCUUUGUCUAGAGUAAGAAGAAUGUGACCUUGGCAUUGGCCUGAUAGUCUAGCUGGAGCAAGAAAUCAAAAUACAACAAUCAAAUAUAUUUUCAAACAAAAUGUAUGGACUUUGUUAAGCCUUCCACGGUCAUUGAGAGAUUUGAAAACUUCAAUGCCUCUCGAGGAGAUAGCAAGGUCAAGGAUAUUGCUUGAAAAGUUCAAGGUCACUCAAUUAGCAGAAAGGUCAAGGUCAUUUGCAAAAGGAAGUGCACAAUUUAGUUGGAAAUAGAAUGUGGUAGAAGUCAGCAGCAUUUCUUUCAACACUUCUCUACUCUACUUGUGUAGGCCAAUGUUCUACAGUGUAAGUUUGAUAUAGAAUUGGACUGGAUUCUUUCUGCAUGGUUUGGGGUUGUGGGUGCAGUCGUGCAGAGUAACCAGUCAGUACUCUGUCUUCUCCAGGUGGAGCUCAUUGCUGCCCAAGUGUAUCUCUGUUUAGAACUUGUUAUAUAGGCUUAAUAGUUGCAGUUGUUAUAAGAACUUACACUAUGAUGGGUCACUCCAUUCGUCCCCUAGCGGCAGAAAGAGUUACAUUCCCUUUGAUACCAGUAGAUGCAUAAUAGAAAUGAUAGGUUGCUAGAAAGUUGGUGUAAAUUCUCAAGAUUUGUUGUAUUCGUGUCAUUUUCUAAGAAAUCCACUGUUAUUGUCAAGUAUAGAUUGUAUCAUCUAAAUGUUGCUUGGUUUCUUUGAUGUUCUCUCAAAGAACGGUUGGAUUGAGAAUGAGUCCACGUCUUAAGGUUAGCUCUAAUUAUCGUUACCAGAAGACAUGGUAAAGGGUUUACAUUUGCCAGAUUCUGAUCUGCACUGAGCACAUAAGAACUGUGUAUAUCCAACGCUUGAAGAGCUUAGAAACGAUUAUUUCUCAAUACAAUUCGGUGUUUGAAGGACUAAAAUUUGUUGAUGUCUUGUCAAAAUCGUCGACUGAGUGAAUUUCAAACCCUUGAAGAACUCAGAAAUGAUUAUUACUUGAUACAGCUCUGUGUUUGAAGGACUAUUAAAAGUCUGUUGAUGUUUUCUCAAAAUCUCACAAAAUUUUGACAAAUUGUCCUGCAGUCAAAAUUUCCCAAACUCUUUGUUCGUUCUGUUUAAAACUAGACUAUAGCAAAGUUUUUGAUAUAUGCAAGUUACAGUUAUACUUCCAGUUCUGUUUAUGUUUGAAGAAUGUGUCAAUGUACCUUUGAAUAUAUAUGUGAUCAGUGUUAUCGAGAUAGCACUACCAGCUCGAUCGUUAAUGAUAUUUUGAUCUAUGCUGACAUAGUGACGUUUAUUUGUUGAUGUGGAAAUCAAACAGAUUUCUGCCUUCUGACUGGUCAUAGGGAAUGGUCUUGCUCCAUGCAGUGUCUGAUUAGUUAAAGGUCACCUUGAAGUGUCCACCACAGCCUGUACUCCAUUACAUGAAACACUGCACUUUAAAAAAAAGGUGGGAAAAAAUGCAACAUAAAUAGAAUACAGUGGGCUUUGAUCAUUUGUCUUUACAAUAGAAUACAGUGGGCUUUAAUCAUUUGUCUUUACAAUAGAAUACAGUGGGCUUUAAUCAUUUGUCUUUACAAUAGAAUACAGUGGGCUUUGAUCAUUUGUCUUUACAAUAGAAUACAGUGGGCUUUGAUCAUUUGUCUUUACAAUAGAAUACAGUGGGCUUUAAUCAUUUGUCUUUACAAUAGAAUACAGUGGGUUUUGAUCAUUUGUCUUUACAAUAGAAUACAGCUAGGCUUUGAUAAUAUGGAUUUACAAUAGAAUACAGCGGAGCUUUAAAAAUUUGCAUUUACACUACUUUUCAAGAUUUUCUGUAUGGGAACAGACCAUGAUAUCAAAGCUGAUCUAUACAUCUAUUUUUGGUGUUGUUGGGACAGAAGUAUGGACCUUCAUGCUCAUAAGUGAAGCAGCGAUAGUAUGGUAUCUAGUUAUUUUAACAUUUUUAUACAUGUAUAAGGGAUUGGUGUACAUAUGUAAGAACAUAAAAAUAUAAUACUCUGAGCGUAAAUACUGAUUAAUCAAUAUUGUAUUAGACAGAGCUGUAGAAAAUGAUGACUUAAGCAUACUCAAUGUCGAAACAGUUGGUUACUUGCCAAGCAUCGCCAUGCUAAAUCUCUGAAUAACAACUUAAUUGAGUGUCAUACAUGUCCACAAAUACAGUAUUUUGUCUCCAUAAAAAAUCUUAAUUAGUUGGUGCGUUUUUGAUUGCCCGUACAUGUCUGACAAGGAAUCGCAUGCACCAUAACAGUAUUGAAAAUGAAAAUCAUGGCUCAAGAAAGGAUUUGGUUUUUGGACAGCCCGAUGUAUAUCUUAAAUCAAAUAUUAUCAUUAAAUGAAGAUUAUUAGAGGCUCUACUGAUGAGCAGCUAAUCCUAAGUGAGCCUGAAGAAUGAUAUUUAAAUGUACCUAGGAUUCAUCAAUCUUUAUCUAUACAUUUUGUUGUAUGAAAAGAAAAUGAAGGGUAAAAUUGAGCACACAUGUAAAUAAACUUAUAAGAUAUCGACUUUAAUUCUUUCAACAGAAUUUAACAAUCUUAAUGUUAGCGAGCCAUAGAUUAGUGAAUCUCUAUUCUUGCUUGAUGUAGUGAUAUAUGAGAUGGUGGUGUGGGUGUUAGCAAUUAAGCGUAAGGGUAGGCCUAGUUAUUGAAUGAAGGCACAGUUAUCUAUGAUUUUUUGUGUCAUUUGUGAUGUGGUUUGCGGAGGAGGGUUCCUAUUCCUUGAAAACUUGUGCACCCCUCAUGAGCUCAUGAGGACAAUUUAACCCACAUAGUACAGCUGAUGUCAGCAAACUAGAAUUAAAACCUCAUUGUAAUUAUUCGAUGGUAUAGAUCAACACACUACUCUUGAGGGGCGAUUUAGGAAGAGAGUGUAUUAAAAAGUAAUUCCGGAAUCCGGACCCUACUUCAGCGAGGUGCGACUUUGGAAAAGAGUGUAGAGAAUUUGAGGUGAGAUUCUUAAAAAGUGUAGUGUACCAACACAACUCUGACGUUGUGCGUAGCCAUUGACCUGUCUAUUGAAGAAGGUUUCCCAUUCGAAAGUCCCAAGACUUGGCCUUUUAAUUGGUUCUAAAGGCAAAAUGUUAAUUAGUUAUGGAUGCAAGCUUGUAUAUAAACUGGUGUAUAUAUUAUGAGAUUAUUAAAGUAUCUUAAUUGGGUGUAAAUCUUUUUAGAAAAUGGUUGUUUAUUUUCCUGUUCCUGGUUUAUAGGCAAGAGGAGGAGGCCUAAAGUUUACAGUAUGUUAUCCUUUGCAUUGUUUGUUUCUGGUUUUGCCUCUCCUUCUUAUUGAAUAUUACUCGAACAUCUGUCAGGAGCUAUCACUAAGUGAUGAACUUUAAAGGGACAAGUAGGACAUGACAUAUGUUGAUUUUUCAUGCAAAAUGGCUUCCAGGCUGGCCUUGACUUCUCAAAGCAUGAUCAUUGAAAAAUCAUCAGAUUGCAAUUGACACUUCACCUGGAACUGAAAUAGUCAUCCCGCCUACGGGCAAUUUGAAAGCCAUGACUUAACCGCCUCACAACACUUGCAAAAAUCGUUAUCAAAAGUCACCAUGCAUUGGUGCGUAACUACAUAGUUGAAGGAGGGCUAUUAUUCCUGGCCAACUUUAUCACAUGCCCAAGUUGUCCCUUUAAAUAGUAUUUCUUAGUUAUUUGUUUCUAUUUGUACAGUCUUCCACAGUUAGUGGAUAGCUUUAUUCAGUGUUGAGAUAUUUCUCGAAAAGCCUGGAAUCUCAAAAGAAAUACGAUGCAAGUGCAUGGUCAAAGUUGGUAUUGAAGGAGUAGUAGUGAGGACACAAGGCCAGGCCUCCACUGAUGUUGAGCUCUUAAUGCUGUGAAGAGGACAGUGAAAACUGUCAAGGAAACUGUAAUGGCAGCCAAGCAGUAUUUCCUCCUUUAUGAUACAAUAUUUCGGUCCUCUUCCUUUGUUUUGAUCCAUGUCCUGGCUCCACACAACAGUAACUGAAUCACACAAACCCGCUUGAUUUCAGGGAUGUUAUCACAAGAAUUUGAUCUAGCAUAAUAAAGCUAAAUAUUACUUGAAA